UGCUUUACGGCAAACACCUGAUCAGACCGGAAGCGGAAGAGAGAGGAAAGUGCGCACCAGAAAAGCGGAGUCGCGCGGAGUGAUCGAUACGAUCAAUAACAGAUAUCAGAAACAGACCUGAUCAGAGCAGGGAGAUGAGCCGCGCAGGCGCAGAACUCAGGAUCAUGUUCAGCCCGGGGCGCGUGCAGCUGGUUCAGGAGGAGGUGGUGGUCCCGGGUCUGAGGGUCCUGGUUACUGGGGCGACAGGUCUUCUGGGUCGAGCGGUUUGCAGAGAGUUUCAGAACAACGGCUGGUUGGUUAUCGGAACAGGAUACAAGAGAGCCAGGCCCCGCCUCCUCCGCUGUGACCUCACUGAUGAGGACGCUGUCAGAGGAUUACUGCACGAGUACAAGCCCGACGUGAUCGUCCACUGUGCAGCUGAGAGACGUCCAGAUGUUGUAGAGAGACACACUGAAGCAGCUGUUAACCUCAACGUGCACGCCACAAGCACGCUCGCCAAGGAGGCAGCUGCGUGCGGAGCGUUCUUCCUCUACAUCAGCACUGACUACGUGUUCGAUGGGAGGAAUCCUCCGUACGGAGAAGACGACAGUCCGAAUCCUCUCAACGUUUAUGGACGGAGCAAACUGGAGGGAGAGAGAGAGACACUGAGACACUGUCCAGGAGCCGUGGUGCUGCGGGUGCCCGUCCUGUUCGGGGAGGUGGAGUCGGUGACGGAGAGCGCCGUCACGUCUCUGUGGCUGAAGGUUCAGGAGGCGACGGAGAGCUGCACCCUGGAUCACUGUCAGCAGAGGUUCCCCACCGACGCCAGGGACGUCGCCGCCGUCUGCAGGAAGCUCUCUGAGAGAGCGAGACAGGACCCGUCUAUCAGAGGGAUCUUCCAUUUCUCAGCGAAGGAGCAGAUGACUAAAUAUGAAAUGGCCGUUGCCAUCGCUCAGGCCUUCAACCUGCCGUCCAACCACCUCAUACCUCUGACGGAGCAGCCCGCGGCCUCGGCUCUUCGUCCAGUCAACAGUCGGCUGAACUGUUCUCGUUUGGAGCUGCUGAACCUGAGCGUUGAGCCGCGACCUUUCACCUCGGCCAUCACCGACUGUCUGUGGCCGUUCACACCUGACAAACGCUGGAGACAGACCGUCUUCCACUGAGAGACAGACAGGUGUGCACAGGUUCCUUCACUGAUGUCUGAUGUUUCUGUGGAAACUGAACCCAGAAGAAAAACUACAGAACAACAACAUAAACACAGUGUAACAGAGUAUAACCUCACUGUGUGUGUCUGCGUGCAGGUGUAGGUGUGUGUCCGUCCUCCUGAAGGUUUUCGUCUCUGUCUUAUCAUGUGGUUUAUAUUUCAUGUUUCAGUUUCAGUGUUCAGGUGUAAAUAUUAAUCUUCAGUCAUUUCAGUGUUUUUUUUUUAUUCUGACCGACAGUUAUUAGAUAAAGCAGGAAGUAGAUUCUGUCUGGAAACUCUACUGUGAUCUACUGUGAUCUACUAUGGUUGGUGUUGGUUUAUCAAACAUUAAACAUGUGAAACACUGA
Molecule: messenger RNA, 1530 nt
Organism: Lates calcarifer (barramundi perch)
Lineage: Eukaryota; Metazoa; Chordata; Actinopteri; Centropomidae
Gene: mat2b
Product: methionine adenosyltransferase II, beta
Exons: 8
Coding region: 135-1142 (335 amino acids)
Biological process (GO): S-adenosylmethionine biosynthetic process
Cellular component (GO): methionine adenosyltransferase complex
Molecular function (GO): methionine adenosyltransferase regulator activity
Source: RefSeq, a predicted model, not a curated record